Messenger RNA from Brugia malayi, 489 nucleotides. RefSeq lists its product as uncharacterized. NCBI's taxonomy places the organism in Eukaryota, Metazoa, Nematoda, Chromadorea, Rhabditida, Onchocercidae. Bases 1 to 489 code for a protein of 162 amino acids. The transcript has 4 exons. The record is from RefSeq and is a predicted model, not a curated record.
AUGUAUACUAUUCCAUUUUGGAUUUCCCUUUUUGUGAUAAUACCGGGAAGAAUCACAUGUGCUGUUAUCAUUAAUAGCUUCAAUGGACUUACAGUGGGUUCUAAUGAACUUAAUGGUAUCGGAAAUGAUAACACUGAUAUGAUUAAUGUCAAUAAUGUCUCUGGAGCUUCUCGUUCCUAUCCACGUAGCAAUUACGGACGAUCAGCGCCGGUAUCAUAUUCUUCUUCCGCUUCCUCUUCCGCCUCUUCCGUAUCGAUAAAUUCAUUUCAAGGUAAUAUUGGUGGUUCUAAUUCAUUUCAAAAUAAUGCUGGAAUAUCAUUGAUACCAACAAGAAAUGCUGCUGCAACUUAUCGCUCUUCGUGGAGUGCUACUACUGAUCCAUGGAAAGUAUUUCGACGACGUAUGCAAAUUUGGGCAGCACAAUUACGGGCAAGGUAUCGAUUGUACUACUCGCUAUAUCCAUAUGCUUACAUCUACUGGAACUAUUAA